Leptonychotes weddellii (Weddell seal) is the source of this 444-nucleotide messenger RNA. RefSeq names its product secretoglobin family 1A member 1 (gene SCGB1A1). Gene Ontology annotation, biological process: signal transduction. Gene Ontology annotation, cellular component: cytoplasm. NCBI's taxonomy places the organism in Eukaryota, Metazoa, Chordata, Mammalia, Carnivora, Phocidae. The record is from RefSeq and is a predicted model, not a curated record.
UCACACAAGACCACCCGAUCCAGACACAGGCCAGCGCCUCACUCGCCAGCCUCCUGUCCACCAUGAAGCUCGCUGUCAUCCUCGCCCUGGCCACCCUGGCUCUCUGCUGCAGCCCUGCUUCUGCAGGGAUCUGCCUGAACUUUCUGAAUGUCAUCAAAACCCUCUUCACGGACACGCUCUCCAAUUACGAGGCUGCGAUUGAAUUUUUCGUCCCAGACGCCGACAUAAAAGAUGCGAUGAUCCAGCUGAAGAGUCUGGUGGACACCCUACCCUCAAACACCACGGAGAACAUCCUCAAGUUCAUGGGCAUAGUCUUAAAGAGCCCAACGUGUGCUUAGGACUUAGAAGCUGAAGAUCUCCAACUGCUGGAGCUCCUGCGGGUCCUGGACACUUCCUUCACUCCGUCCCCAGCCUGGCUCCCUUCAAUAAAGUAUAAGCAUCGCA